AAUUCAGUUCAUUUCAAACUUAUUGAACUGGAUCGGAUUGAAAAAUGUUUGGAAUGGACUUAGACUCAAAUUUUCGAGUCCCAAUAUAUUCACACUGGAUUUCACUUCACCCUUCUGUAAUCCAGUCCAAAAAAUAUUUUAGCAUGUAAUAUAUGAUAUAUAGUAUAAUAUUUGAUAUAUAAUAUAUAAUAUUUAAUGUAUAUUUAAAAAAAUUCUUUGACUUUUUUGGUGAAAUUUUGGACUUUUUAACCUCUACGUUCAAAAUUUUAAAAGGAAAAAAAGUUAAGUAUCCAUUUUGGAAUUGAUGUAAUGAGUCCAAAUUUUCAAAUUUCAAUGAUUCAAUCAUGAGAAAACAUUGUGAACCUAAAUAAAAAAAAUAAAACAAUAUAUUGUAUAAUAAUUGGAUUGAAAUGGAUUCAAACUUAAGAAAAAAGUUUUGACCUCGACAAGAUUAAAAAAAAAUUGGAUCAAAUUUAAACUCAACUUCUCGAGUUUGAAAAUUUUUAAACUGAAUUUGAAUUUGACGAAGCCCAACCUAGUACAAUACAAUCCACUUACAAGUUACAACCCUACCCCGACAUAUGUACAAAAAAAAACCCGCAAGAAUGUCAAAAUUCCCAAUAAUAUCGUUGGUCCCAGGUCCCUGUUCAAUUAUUUCGAAUUUUCCACAUUGGUAGGACAUGCUCUUAAGUCUUAAGCAUUAUUUCUCAGUCAUCACUUUAUAAUAAGUUGAUAGUUUAUCCUCACGACUUCAUCUCUUCCCGUGAGAGACGCGUAAGAGAACCACUGCAACAAUUGCUUAUUUUCUUUUGUGAAAUUUCCUUGGUUUUUACUUACUUGGAGAUUUGUGACACUACACUAAUUUUUUGCUUGUUGGAUUGUGAAAGUACUGAAGUGUAAGACUAUUGAUCAGCAAAGUAUUAUUCAUAGGCUCAUUUGCUGUAUAUUCCAAUAAUUGAGAAUGGCAGCUCAAACCAAGAGUGUGGAAUCUUCAAUAAAAGACAAGCUUAGUAGUUUGCCUGCUAACGGUACUAAUCAUCGUAUUUACAAGGUACCUAAACACUUCGGCAAGGUAAAAAGAGAAUGUUAUACGCCUUUUGUUGUUUCAAUUGGUCCUAUUUACUACAAAAAGAACUUAAAAUCAUCACAAGAACUAAAAUUAAGGCAUCUCCAAUGCUUUAUGGAACUUGUUCGGAUGCAUAGUGACCGAGCUUACAACUUAGGCCAAUUUCAAGUUUUUUUGGAAAGGUGGGAGGGCAAAGCUCGUUCGUUCUAUGCAGAUAAAAUAAGUCUUGGGAGAGAUGACUUCCUCGAGAUGCUGAUGGUCGAUGCCGCAUUCAUUAUCUGCUAUAUUAUGUUGCGUUCUCUUCCUAAAAACUUUCUACCUAUAAAUCCUAUGAAAAAUAUGAGGGCAUGGGAGGAUAAGGUGCAACAAGAUCUGUUUCUUGCGGACAAUCAACUCCCUUUUUUACUUGUUCAUGACUUAUAUCACGAGGCAUUUGGUAGAGUUGCCGAUCAAAUUCUCUUCAAAGAACUUGUUUGUAGUUUUAUAGGUCAAACUAAUAUUCCUGGAAGAGCAGCUGCAUCUAGUGUAGGUAGAGUGAAAGUAAGGGAUAUAUCAGAUAUUAAGGAUUUCGUCGAUUUUUUGCGAAUUUGUUGCUUACCUCCCAAGCUUCGUCACAAUCAAAUCCAAGAAAGCAAUGUGAACAUGCUAUGUUGCUUACCUCUCAAAUGUAGUCAUGACCGAGACCAAGAAAACAAUGAUGUGAAACCUACUUGGUGCUUACCUUGUAAUAAACAUUCGGGCCUAAACCUUGAAGAUGAUGAAGAAACUGAUCAACUUCCUCCAAAGGCAAAAGAGUUGAAGGACGCAGGAGUAAAAUUUUUAGCAACACCUGGUAAGAAUUUACUAGAUAUCAAAUACACAGGUGGAGUGUUACAAAUUCCGAAAUUCUCAAUUCAAGACAACACAGAAGCUAUUCUUCGCAGUCUCAUAUUUUCUGAACAAUGCCACCACUAUGAAGAUUCAUAUUUUACUGAUUAUGCCUUCUUCCUCGAUGCACUGAUCGAUACUCCAGAAGAUGUACAAGUACUAGUUCAAAAUAAAAUAACCGAUCCUUGUCUUGGUAGUGAUGACGAGGUGGCGACUAUCAUAAAUCGAAUCACUACUUGCAGUAUGUUAUAUGCUCCUAAUUUCUACUAUUCUCAAGUUAGCCGAGAUUUGCAUGCGCAUGUUACCAAUAGAAGGAAUAAGUGGCGUGCUAUAUUGAUGAGAGAUUACUUCAAUCAUCCAUGGUCACUCAUUUCUGUGGUCUAUUUGGUGUUACUUCUUAUUCUCACAGUUUUACAGGUUUAUACUGGUUUUAAAGGAUAACUGUAUAUUGUACGAUUUAUGUAGAUGGAAGUAACUGUUGGAUUAUGCUUCAGAAUUACUCAAAUAGUUUUCCUAAUAGUUAGGAUUAGUUGCUAAUAAUUAGUUAGUGGACUAACAAGUAAUGGUAUACGUAAUGGUCUAUUUAGUGAGAUAAUAAGCAGUGGGUUAAGUGGUGGAUAUGUUAUUAGUAGUGUUUUGUAUGUCUAUUUAAAGGUUGUUUUGUUUAGUUAUUUAUAUAUGAAAAAUAUAAAAAUGUAGUCUUUCUAAUUUCUCUCCAAGUUUCUCUUUUUUCUCCUCUAAAAAUUCUACACGGUAUCAAGAGCAUCAGGUUAAAUCCUAAAAAAAAAUAGAGAGAAAUGAAGAAAAAAAAAGAAAAAGGAGAGGAAAAAAAAGUUAGGAGAGAAAAUAAGAGAAACAAAAAAAUAA
Messenger RNA from Beta vulgaris subsp. vulgaris (sugar beet), 2800 nucleotides. Its product is annotated as putative UPF0481 protein At3g02645. The transcript is spliced from 2 exons. NCBI's taxonomy places the organism in Eukaryota, Viridiplantae, Streptophyta, Magnoliopsida, Caryophyllales, Amaranthaceae. The coding region runs from base 962 to 2374 and encodes 470 amino acids. The record is from RefSeq and is a predicted model, not a curated record.